GGGAGUGGAUCGAACCGCUGCAGACUGGCACGGCCGGCGGUGCGUGAGCUGCUGAGUGAGUGAGAAUCCCUCUCUCGCCCACUCCGUCUGUUGGUCCUACACCAGAAAGCGGUUGUCGUAACCAGACUUCUUUUCCCUCCCCUCUUUUUAAUUCUAGGCGGGUGGAAGGGGACGUCUGUGAGAGGGAUGCUGCGCGAACGCUGAAUGAAACAAGCGAGCCCCAAAAUGAAGGAUGCUGGGGUUUGAAAAGGCAUCGUGAUUAAUUGAUAUAUGAUAAAGCAAACGUUGAGGAUUCAGGUCGGUUACACAAACCUUUCUCUUGAUAUAAUAGUAAUAUAAAAAACAGAAGAGGCCUCCGCUUUAACAGGCAUGUUCUGAAAGGAGCGACCAACGACAGGAUGAAGGCGGCGUUGAGGACCAGAAGACGGCGGCUGUUCCGUCGGCUUUGCUGCUGUGGAGUAGGACUCAUAGCCGCCACCUGGCUGGCACAAAUCAUGCACGUAACAGAGCCAGACUGCCCCAGCACUCUCUGCAGCAGUGACCCCACCCUGAACUGGGCCACGCGCAGACUAAUGCAUGAGAAGGAAGAAAACGACACUUCAGACCAGCCCCGUGCCGCUAUCCACGAGUUCCCAGAGGACAUCUUCACCAAGGAAGAGCGGAGACGUGGAGCAGUGCUCCUGCAUGUUCUCUGUGCCAUCUACAUGUUCUACGCCCUGGCACUCGUCUGUGACGAUUACUUCGUACCGUCCCUGGAGAAGAUCUCAGAGAACCUGCAACUCAGUGAAGAUGUGGCAGGGGCAACCUUCAUGGCAGCAGGCAGCUCCGCCCCAGAGCUAUUCACCUCUCUGAUUGGUGUGUUCAUCACUAAAGGAGAUCUGGGCGUGGGCACCAUUGUCGGCUCAGCUGUCUUCAACAUCUUGGUCAUCAUUGGUGUGUGUGGAAUCUUUGCUGGACAGACCGUGUCCCUGACCUGGUGGCCCCUGUUUCGAGACUGUGUCUACUACAUCUUGUCGGUGCUGGCUUUAAUCCUGGUUAUCUAUGAUGAGAAAGUUCUUUGGUGGGAGACAAUAAUGCUGAUCUCCAUGUAUGGCAUCUACAUUCUCAUCAUGAAGUUUAACACCCAGAUCUGGGGGUUUGUGGAGCAGCGCUGUGGGGGUCCGGGACAGCCAUGCCUUGUUACCGGGAGGCGAAGAGAUGGAGCGGUGGGAGAGGGCGGAGCUAACUGCGACACUUCCAUGGUCCUACUGAGGAAAGGACACCGCCCUGGACAGGAGUCCCCCGUGCUGAUGGUGGAUGAGCUCUUCAGCCUCCACCCACACCAGUUCUCCUUCUCUGAGGCCAGCUUGCGCAUCAUGAUCACCCAGCACUUCUCCCCACGCACCCGCCUCAGCAUGGCUGGCCGCAUGCUCAUCAAUGAGAGGCAGCGGCUGAUCCGGAACCGGAGCCCGGGGGGCAGCAGCGGCAGCGGGGCGGGGGCAGGUGACACCCCGGUGAAGGGUAGCUCAGGGACAGAGGGAGGUGGCACCUGGGGCAUGGAGAAUGGGGGCACCCUGGAGAACGAGCGGCAGCCCCUGGACGAGGCUGGGGAGAGGGGUGAGGGCAGGGGCCCGGAGGGGGACACAGAGGCAGAGAAUGCCCCGCCCGAAGAAGAGGAGGACGAGGACGGAGAUGCGCCGUUCAGGCCUCUGAAGAUGCCAGGGGGUCGCUGUGACAGGGUGAAGUGGCUUGUGUCCUGGCCCCUGGGCCUGCUGCUCUACUGUACCGUGCCCAACUGCGUGCUCCCCCGCUGGCACCGCUGGUUCAUGGUCACCUUUGUGGCGUCCACACUGUGGAUUGCCAUCUUCUCCUACCUCAUGGUCUGGAUGGUCACCAUCAUCAGCUUCACACUGGACAUCCCGGACGUCAUCAUGGGCAUCACCUUCCUGGCAGCAGGCACCAGUGUGCCUGACUGUAUGGCCAGCCUCAUCGUCGCCCGGCAAGGCAUGGGGGAUAUGGCCGUGUCCAACUCCAUAGGAAGCAAUAUCUUCGACAUCCUGCUUGGCCUGGGCUUCCCCUGGGCUCUGCGCACUCUGGUUGUGGACUAUGGAUCCACAGUGUUCAUCAACAGCAGGGGGCUGGUCUACUCCGUUAUCCUGCUUCUCGCCUCCGUCUCUCUCACGGUGCUGAGCGUGCACCUAAACCACUGGAAGCUGGACCGACGGCUGGGGCUGGGCCUGAUGCUCCUCUACGCCAUCUUCGUGCUCUGCUCUGUCUUCUUCGGGCAGCUGUAGGAGUCUGACCAGGGGGCACGCUGCGGGACUGCUCCCCCACCCCCCGCCUCUCUCCUCAAUGGCUUUCUGUCAGGCUGCCUCCCAGCAACAGGGUUCCUCGCACUGGCAGAAUUGCGUUUCCACUCUUCCUCGCCACACUGCUCCACACUAGAGCCCUCCACCUUUCGCACAGGAUCACCAUGAAUUGCUUAGUAUAUUCUGUUUAUGAUCCAUCCCCACUGGCCCAGCCACAUAGUAUGUGUUGGGAUUUCUACCUAGUGUUACCGCCUUGUGGAGGAUAGAGUGAAAACAAUGGCAGCUCAGAGGGGUGGGGUGAGGGGGGUAGAGGCCCGGCGUAGGACAGUGUUGCUGUACCCAGACCACUUGCUGGCCCUUGUUUUGUGAUUUGGGUGUG
Molecule: messenger RNA, 2667 nt
Organism: Megalops cyprinoides (Indo-Pacific tarpon)
Lineage: Eukaryota; Metazoa; Chordata; Actinopteri; Elopiformes; Megalopidae
Gene: slc24a6a
Product: solute carrier family 24 member 6a
Exons: 17
Coding region: 399-2273 (624 amino acids)
Biological process (GO): intracellular calcium ion homeostasis; calcium ion transmembrane transport
Cellular component (GO): membrane
Molecular function (GO): calcium, potassium:sodium antiporter activity; calcium channel activity
Source: RefSeq, a predicted model, not a curated record